Trichomycterus rosablanca is the source of this 3007-nucleotide messenger RNA. RefSeq names its product proteoglycan 4. The record is from RefSeq and is a predicted model, not a curated record. Bases 169 to 2382 code for a protein of 737 amino acids. The transcript is spliced from 2 exons. Lineage: Eukaryota; Metazoa; Chordata; Actinopteri; Siluriformes; Trichomycteridae.
CUGCGAGGUUUAAUAGAAGGAGGAGGUGCAGGAGGAGGAAAAAAAAACCCUCAGAGCGUUCAGACCGGGAGCAGCUGGGUUUUAUUCCUUCACCAUCAUCCCUCGCAGCCUCCUCAUCGUUUUCUUUACACGUCUAUUCAGUCGGAUUACUCACACACAGGACACACCAUGGGAGGCAAGCUGAGCAAGAAGAAGAAGGGGUACGAUGUCAGCGACCCUAAAGACAAAAAGGACGGGAAUACAGUAGUAGCAGCAGCUGCGACCGAACAGAAGGCCGAAGCCGCUACAGCAAACCAGGAUGCAGGAGGAGAGAACAAAGCAGAACAAGUGGCGGCGGUUUCUCCUGAAACUCCACCGUCAGAAGCUUCAGCUGACCAGACUGCUGCACCCGCAGAGGCAGAGGUGAAGGCCGAGGCUGUUCGGCAAACUUCAGUGGAAGCUGUUUCUGCCCAACAAGAAAAACCCACAGAAGCUCCAAAAGAACCUGCAUCUGCACCAAAAGAACCUGCACCUGCUCCAGAAGAACCUGUACCUGCACCAAAAGAAACUGCACCCACUCCGAAAAAACCUGCAGCUGCUCCAGAAGAACCUGCAGCUGCACCACAAGAAGCUGCACCUGCUCCUAAAGAAGCUGCACCCGCUCCAGAAAAACCUGCACCUGCUCCAGAAGAACCUGUACCUGCUCUAGAGGAACCUGCACCUGUUCCAGAAGAAACUGCAGCUGCUCCAGAAGAACCUGCACCUGCUCCAGAGAAACCUGCUCUAGAAGAACCUGCACCUGCUCCAGAAAAACCUGCACCUGCUCCAGAGGAACCUGCACCCACACCAAAAGAACCUGCACCUGUUCCAGAAGAACCUGCACCUGCACCAGAAGAAGCUGCACCUGCUACAGAAGAAUCUGCACCUGCUCCUGAGAUACAAGCUGCUGUGCCUGAGGAGGCUGCACCAAAGGAGCCAGCAAAAGAGACCGAUUCUGCUCCAGCAGCAGCAACAGUUGCCUCAGAAGAACCAGCAGUCCAGGAGGAACCUGCCUCACAGGAACCUGCCCUAGAGGAACAUACUCCUGCACCAGAGGAACAACAAUCUCAAGUGGUUGCUGCUGUCGCCCCAGUAGAAACAGCUUCUUCCCCAGUGGAGUUUGUUUCUGCUGCCGGACCAGGCCAGACAGAGCCGGUUUUCACCCUAGUAGAGACUGUUUCUUCCCCAGUGGAGGCUGCUUCUGCCCCACUGAUGCCUGCCGCUGCUCCGGAGGACCAAGCUGCUGCACCUUCAAAACCAUCAGUCAACGUAGAGGCUAUUACUUCUCCACUAGAGACUGUUUCUUCCCCUGUGGAGGCUGCUCCUGCCCCAGAAAUCCAUGCUGCUGGGCUAGAAGAACCACCAGCCCAGGUGGAGGCUGUUUCUAAUCUAGCUGAGACAGUUUCUUCACCAGUGGAGGUUGUUUCUACCCCAGUGAUGCUUGCAUCUGCCCCCGAGGAGCAAGCUGCUGCACCAGAGGAGAUAUCAGCCCCAGUAGAGACAGUUUCUGCCCCCGAGGAACCCGAAGUUACCCCAGUGGAACCUGUAUCUGCUCCACAGGAAUCGUUACCUGCAUCCGAAGAACAACCAGCAGUACCAGAGGAGACUAUAACCACCUCUGAGGAAGGUACUGAGGAACCACCAGUUCCCACAAUCGAGCCUUUAGCCGCAUCGGAAGAACAAGAACCUGCCCCAGUGGAGUCUGCAACAGAAGCUGUCCAGGAGGUUUUAAGUACCACUGAAGUUACUCCAGAAACCUCUGAGGUACCAGAGCCAGAAACGAAACCUAAACCAGAGCCAGAAGUUUCAGAAUCUGUUCCUGAGGCUGAUCCGGUACCACCUGAGGUAGAAGUAGUUCUUUCUGCUCCUGAACCAGAGCCUGAAGAAGAACCUAAACCUCCACAAGCUGAACCUGAAUCUGUUCCAAAUGCUGAAGAACCCGUUCCAGAGAUCGUCAUUUCAGAAUCCGUUUCAGCCAAUGAUAUUGUGUCUGGGGCGAGCGAGCUUUUUCCUACCUCCAACGGUACUGAGAAAGUGAACGGUACUGAAUCGGUGGACGAACCGUCUGCAGAUAUAAUAAAAGAAAACGGAGCACGUGAGAAGACGGAUGUCCUGGAAAACGGUCCCAUAGAUGCACCUCUAGAUGGCCGAGGUGAUGCCCCUCUGGACAGUCCAGUGAACGCCCCUUUAGACGGUCCAGUCGAUACCACAGUAGUCGACGCUGAGCUCGCUGCUAAAGAGGCUGUAAACGGUUUUGUGGCUGAACCGGAACUUGAAUGUGGACUGAAAAAGGUCGAUACUGAUGUCGGAGACAAGUUGGAGUCUCUCAGUGCUGCAGCAAGUCAGGCUGUUGAUACAGCCUAAACUACCUUAAAGUACCUUCAAAUGUGAAAUAAAAAUAAUAAAAAUAAAAUAAAAGUCCUCCAGCAGUUCAGGCCUAGAUUGAAAUGCCUGUUGUGGCAGCUCGGGCGCAAAGAACUUUGGGUUCAACCACUCGAGAGAUGAAGAAUAUUAAAAAGUGGAUUCAAUUAAAACUGAAGCGAGAGAAGUUCGUUGGUUCAUGCUGUGUUCAGGAGCGCCGAGGUGUUACUGCCCAAACGGGUUAAACACACAUAACAAAGACAAAAAAAUGUGAAAAAGGUUAAACAGAACUCACACUGGACAUUAAAAAUUGGAAUGAGAAGUCUUGUGUUUGCUUGUGAAUCUGAUAAACAUAAAACCGGGUUAUUGAAUUAGCAUUUAUUAGUAUAAUCUAAUUUACACUUUCACAUGUUAUUCUUUCCACGUAACAACUGAAGUUUUGCAUUUUGGGCAGUAAGGGAUGUUCAUUUUAACUCGAAAGCUUGCCUUAGAAUAAAAAUAAAAAAGGACUUUCAUUUUUAAUCCUUUCACAGACCGAGAUCAAAUCAUCUUUUGUUUUUGUUAAUUCAUGAUUUAUUUAUGCAGAUAUGAAAUAAACGUAUAACAAAACUAAUGAACACAAUUAGAA